This is a messenger RNA of Opisthorchis viverrini, 819 nucleotides long. RefSeq lists its product as hypothetical. Lineage: Eukaryota; Metazoa; Platyhelminthes; Trematoda; Opisthorchiida; Opisthorchiidae. The transcript has 6 exons. The record is from RefSeq and is a predicted model, not a curated record. Bases 1 to 819 code for a protein of 272 amino acids.
AUGGUAUCCUACUCUGAUCGUAACUGUGGUGCAAAUGGGCGACAUUUUGACAUCGGAGAGAGCAUGUUAGCAAAGGACUAUUGUGGUGACCGCGAAGUCCAUGGCAUCAAGGCGAAAUCACUAGGAAACACAAAUGAGUUCAACUCGAACGACAUUAACAAUGUGAGGUACCGAUUAAACGAACAGUCACAUCUCAUCAUGGCGUUGAAGGAGAGUGCUGAUCGGGAGCUAUUGCAGCGUAAGGAGUUUGAAGAGAAGCUUGCACAAGAGAGGGAUAGGUCCUGCGAGUUGCAAGAACAAGCUGAAGAACUUGAACUCAGGAAAGCAGAAACUGAGAAGUUCAACCUCACACAAAAGCUUAUGACAAUGCUCGCAGAAAGACGAAACGCAAACCUAGAUUUCAAAAACUCAAAAACUCUACUUGAAGAAAAUUAUGCGCAGGCCAAAAGGCAAAUAGAAAUUCUUCGACAGGAAGCCCUUGAAAAUGCGUCACGAUGGUCUGAUGAACGAGCAGAUUUUGAAAAGCGAAUAUGUGAGAAGAUGAGUAAAGUAGAGGAAUUAAACCGUAUAACUCAACAACUGCAACAACAGAACUCUGACCUACAGAAGGAAAUUGAAGGACUAAACUUGCUUCGAAAGAAGGACGCAGAGGCACUAAACGCUAACAAACAAAUUAAACGGCUCAACAACCGACUGGACGAAGCAGAUGCACGGUACAAGAACUUACGGGAGGUAUUCGAAGCCUACAAGCAGCACACUAACGAGCUUCUUCAGGCGGAGAAGAAAUUGAAUAAGAAACUCAGACAACACUUAAAGUAA